UCAUUUCGACCUCUACGUGACAUUCGAAGGUCAGAGCCCGCUUGGUUAAAUCGCCGGAAAUUUUCAAAAUUUACAUCGGCAAAAAUGGCUUUACACAAAUUAAGCAUUGACGCUCUGAACUUGGCGGGCAAACGCGUACUGAUGAGGGUGGACUUCAAUGUGCCCCUUAAAGACGGUGUCAUAACGAACAAUCAACGUAUCGUGGCAGCCCUCGACACCAUCAAGUAUGCGAUCGAGAAGAGUGCGAAGAGCAUCGUGCUCAUGUCGCACUUGGGCCGACCGGACGGCACCGCCAAUCUCAAGUACACACUUAAACCGGUCGCCGACGAGCUUUCGAAGCUUCUAUCCAGGUACACACCGAGUUUUUCCCGUCCUAGGAACGUCGAUUUUCUACCCGAUUGCGUGGGAUCACAGAUCGAAAGCGCGUGCGCCGACCCCAAGCCGGGCUCCAUCAUUCUCUUGGAGAACUUACGUUUUCACGUCGAGGAGGAGGGCAAAGGCAUCGACGCCUCCGGAAAUAAGGUGAAAGCCGAUCCGGCGAAGGUGAAGGAGUUUCGUUCGUCGCUCCGAAAGCUCGGCGACGUUUACGUUAACGACGCCUUCGGUACGGCCCAUCGCGCUCACAGCUCGAUGUUGGGCGAGGGUUUCGAGGAGCGCGCCUCCGGUUUCCUCCUGAAAAAGGAGCUGCAGUACUUCGCCAAGGCUUUGGAUAAUCCGGAAAAGCCGUUCUUGGCUAUUCUGGGCGGCGCGAAGGUCGCCGAUAAGAUACAGCUGAUCGAAAACUUGCUCGAUAAAGUCGACGAGAUGAUUAUCGGAGGCGGCAUGAGUUACACAUUCCUUAAGGAGUCGCAAAAUAUGAGUAUCGGCAACUCCCUGUACGACGCGGAGGGAGCGAAAAUCGUCCAGAAGCUGCUCGACAAGGCGAAGGCCAACAAUGUCAAAAUACAUCUGCCCGUCGAUUUCGUGACGGCGAACAAGUUCGCCGAGAACGCGAACGUCGGGAGCGCAACCGCGGCGGAGGGUAUACCCGAGGGACUAAUGGGAUUGGAUAUUGGGCCGAAGAGUUUGGAACUGUUCAGGGAGCCGAUCAAACGCGCCAAGGUCAUAGUUUGGAACGGACCUGCAGGUGUGUUCGAGUUUGAAAAUUUUGCCAAGGGGACCAAAGGAUUGAUGGAUGCGGUGGUCGACGCGACUAGCAAGGGUACUGUGAGCAUAAUCGGUGGCGGCGACACCGCAACUUGCUGUGCCAAGUGGAACACCGAGGAUAAAGUCUCGCACGUUUCAACAGGAGGCGGUGCCAGCUUGGAGUUGCUUGAAGGAAAAGUUCUUCCCGGCGUGGCAGCUCUAACCGAUGCUAAGUAAGGUCGACUUUCUGUGUUCAACCAUUUUUGUUAUUAAAGUAGAUGUUGUAUAGUCAUGUAAUCUCCACCUAAAUAAAAGCCGUUUUUGUUUAA
Messenger RNA from Photinus pyralis (common eastern firefly), 1454 nucleotides. Its product is annotated as phosphoglycerate kinase. The record is from RefSeq and is a predicted model, not a curated record. The transcript has 7 exons. The coding region runs from base 85 to 1362 and encodes 425 amino acids. Gene Ontology annotation, molecular function: ATP binding; ADP binding; phosphoglycerate kinase activity. Gene Ontology annotation, cellular component: cytosol. NCBI's taxonomy places the organism in Eukaryota, Metazoa, Arthropoda, Insecta, Coleoptera, Lampyridae. Gene Ontology annotation, biological process: gluconeogenesis; glycolytic process.